Molecule: messenger RNA, 993 nt
Organism: Dufourea novaeangliae
Lineage: Eukaryota; Metazoa; Arthropoda; Insecta; Hymenoptera; Halictidae
Exons: 1
Coding region: 1-993 (330 amino acids)
Biological process (GO): DNA integration
Molecular function (GO): nucleic acid binding
Source: RefSeq, a predicted model, not a curated record
AUGAGUCAAUUACCACCCACGCGAGUCACACCAUCCCGACCAUACUUCACCUCUGGCGUGGAUUACGAUGGUCCAUUGACCAUUAAGACCUGGAAGGGAAGAGGCGCCAAAAAACAGAAGGGGUGGUUGUGCAUAUUCGUGUGCUUUGUCACUUCCGCAGUGCAUCUGGAAGCGUUAAGUGACUAUACCACUGACUCAUUUCUCGCUGCAUUCAGAAGGUUCACUGGACGCAGAGGCAUCUGCAACACUCUCUACAGUGAUUGCGGCACGAAUUUCAUUGGAGCAGAUGCCACACUUAAGAAACUGUUCACUCAAGGCACUCAAGAAUUAAAUGCCUUGUGCUGCUCAUUGACCAAUGAUGGGACCACAUGUAAAUUCAACCCACCAGCAGCCCCACACAUGGAAGGGAAGUGGGAAGCACCGGUCAAAUCAGUGAAAUAUCAUUUGAACCGAACAGUAGGAGAAGCUGCGCUCACUUACGAAGAACUAAUCACCCUGCUCAUACCAAUCGAAGCAGUUCUCAACUCAAGACCGUUGGUACCGCUCUCAGAUGACCCUGACGACGUAGCAGCUCUAACACCAGCAUACUUUUUGAUCGUAGAACCGAUCACAACAGUACUAGAGCCAUCAUUGACAUACACCGCUCAAACAAGAUUAUCACGAUGGCAAUUCAUUCAACAGAGGCUCCAGUACUUUUGGUCGAGAUGGUCAGCUCAGUAUCUACAACGUCAUUUAUCGACGUCAAAGUGGCAUCACCCAUCACAUGAAAUUAAGAUUGGCUCAUUAGUCCUGAUCACAGACGAGAGGCUCCCACCAAGCAAGUGGCCUCUUGCAAGAGUCACUCAACUCCAUCCAGGAAAAGACCAGCUCACGCGUGUGGUAUCACUCAGAACUGCAACAACCACACUCGUAAGACCAAUCACGAAGCUCGCCAUUCUACCAGUACCUGUUACCGAAGAGCUGAUCAACAGGGAUCAGCAAUACAGUUGCUGA